This is a messenger RNA of Anneissia japonica, 4919 nucleotides long. Its product is annotated as rho GTPase-activating protein 20-like. Bases 437 to 4504 code for a protein of 1355 amino acids. Gene Ontology annotation, molecular function: GTPase activator activity. The record is from RefSeq and is a predicted model, not a curated record. Gene Ontology annotation, biological process: signal transduction; regulation of Rho protein signal transduction. Lineage: Eukaryota; Metazoa; Echinodermata; Crinoidea; Comatulida; Comatulidae. The transcript has 14 exons.
AUGUAUUGUGGAUUUGUGAGAACGAACAGUUUAACAAUUCAUUGUUUCUCAAUUCAUUGUUUCUGUGGACUUAGUCUUUUAUGCACUCGCAAAUUUCACCCUCUCUGAAAAUUUUUUGGAAAUCAAAUAACAAGGAAUCUUAAAACAUAUGCACGUAGUGGAGUUCACGUGAAGUUUACGUGCAGAACAACCAUGUUUCUGUGGGCUGGUACACUGAUUGCUAGAUCUAAGGGCAUAAAAAGCCAAUUAGCAUACGAAAAGGUCUUCUUUGCUUUGACCCCUUGGUGUGCUACUAAAAAGGACUAAUUUACAUAUCAAUACGGCUUCUUAUCUUGUCAUUUUAUUGAGUGCGAUGUUAAUCUGAUGACCUCUGCAUUUAUAGUAACUUCAAAUCAAACAACAGUUGCCCCUUCCUUGUACAUGGUGCGUAUUCUAAAUGGAGGGAGACAUAAAAGAUAGUGGGAGGCGGUACCGUUUGGAUAAUAUUCUUCAAAGACCAAGAUUUCUUUUCCAAGAUGUGGAUAAUACUAAUCGUGAUCUGUUCAUACAUUCACCUGUUCGGACCAUUAGGAGGCCAAUGUACUUUCCUGGCAGUCCAGUGGAGGUACAGAGAAUACCUCAAUAUGAUAAACAUUUGAAGGAGCUUACAGACACAUUACCCGCGUCACAUGAGGAUUAUGUAGAGCUGUCACGCAAUAGUAAUUGUGUCUCAAAUAUGGUUAAAGAUCGAGAAGAUGAUGUUAAACUUGCAUCAAAUGAAGCGAAAUUGUUGCAAAUUCAGGAGCGAUUUCCAAGUGAUGAACUAUACCUGAACGACAGUGAAUACUAUAUGUGUAAAUCACAGAAGUUCAAAGGUUUGGUAAUGCGCCGGAGGUCAGCGCCUUCUGCGGUUAUCCGCAAUGCUUUCAAUAAUAGGAAUAAGAAUGUGGAUAAAAGCCCUACAAGUCCGCCUGUGUUCCCUGAACUGUCGAGCCUGGCAAACGACACGGGUCAUCCAUAUUCUAACAAUAACAGAGAAUUUAUCUCAGAAGUUGCUGUGACGUUAACGUCGGGAGUACAAUCACAGGAAAGAUACUUGUUUCUGUUUAGUGAUCUUCUCCUAGUAGCAAAACCCAAUAAAUCGUGUACAUCAUUUAAAUUGAAAUCCCGGUUGCGUGUGAGCGAGCUGUGGCUAGCAACGUGUAUUGACGAAGUGUCUGAAGUGUCUAACCCUGUGGAGAGGUCUUUUGUUCUUGGCUGGCCUACCACAAGUUACGUGCUCACUUUCUCAACCAUAGCAAUGAAGGAAUUAUGGCAAAAUUUACUCAGCAAACAUAUGACAAUGGAAAAGGAGAAAGAAGAGCCGAAAAGAAUUCCAGUGAAGAUUCAGAGCAAAGAGACAAGCUCGUCGAAAACAUUUGAAAUCACGAAUACAGAGAGUACGGAGCAAGUUCUCAGUUCGUGUUUGAAUGAGUUCGGGAUCGCAUCUGCGCAGCUAAAGGACUACCAGUUAUGGGUGAUGACCGGGAAGGAUGAUCCAUUUUACCCCCUUAUAGGACACGAGUUGCCGUUUUCAAUUGUACUUAGUCAUCUACGGGACGCAGCAGCAGCUAGUGAUAUAUACGUGCUACCGACAGAUUUGACGAUGGAUACGGUUCCAGCUGAAUUCCAAUGUAAAUUCGUUUUGAAGAAGGCGCAAAAUACAUCACAAGGAAUCGACAAUUCAAAUAAGAGAUUAAAAACUAAAAGGAAAUCACCCCUGAAAUUAUUCGGACGUGGAUCCAGCAAAACUGAUUUGUUCGACGCAUCAUCGCCCUCGCCAUCUGGAAAAUUGUUUGGUCUUCCAUUGUCUCAACUCUGUCCUGACAAACGCCUUCCGAAACCAGUAAGAGAUAUGCUGAGUCAUCUACAUGAGAACGCUCCAUUUACGACGGGGGUGUUCAGAAAAUCGCCAAAUGUACGAGUAUGUCGGGAACUGAAAGAGAAGUUAGAUGCCGGAAUAGAGUGUUCAAUGGAUGCUUAUUCAACAUAUGUUGUUGCUGCUACCAUAAAGGAUUUUUUACGCAAUAUACCACGUUUUGUGUUUAACUAUGACCUCUAUGAUAAUUGGAUGAACACGGUGAACAUGUCAGAAGGCAAGGAGAAGAUUGAUGCCGUUAAGAAGUGUUUAGGUCAGUUACCCGACGAGAAUGUUGAGCUGUUGAGGCACUUGUUCUGCGUGCUGCAUUUCAUAAAUGAAAACUCAAAUGAAAACAGCAUGACGGCAUACAACCUAGCGAUCUGCAUCGCCCCCAGUAUGUUGAAUCCAGCAUCUACUACCAACCCGAUGGUACAGGCUCAAGCAAGUAGGAUGGUUCCAAAGUUGGUACAGUACAUGAUUGAAGAAGCUAAGCUGAUCUUUGGCCCUGAAAUAUUCAACUUGUUCGGCAGUACUCCAAGGAGGAAGUCAGUGGAGGGGAGACGGCUUGACUCGAGUGGAGAUUCUGACAGCCUACACAGUGGUCAUGAUAUUAAUGGAUCAUCAUUGGAUAGUCUUGACAAGUACUGUAUGCAAGAGAAUUUUGGAACUCGUCAGCAUAAAAACUCUGCAUUGUUAUCCCCUUCCAGUCUGAGUCGCGACUCCGGACUCACUUUGAGCGAUUCACAGUUAUACCCGGAAUCGGACACAACUGAUACUACAGACUCCGGUGUUGAUGCUCGGGAAAAAAUUGGUUCCAAUAACAGCGGUAGCAGUACAUCAAUGCGCCCGCCAUUGCUACAUAGCAUGAGUGCCUCACAAGUUAAGCUUUUUGACGGGGACAGCUUGUACGAUUCCAAACAUCCAACGGCUCUGGAUUUGUCCGAUCAAUUCCGUCGACAGUCGGAUCCAGUUAAAAAGGAUAAACAAUUACGAAUGAACAGCAAAUCAUCACAGUACGUCAUGAGUGAAUCGGAUCAUGAACUUGAUUUUACGUCUGAUGUAAUUCGCACCUUAGGUGACUUAGAACUUGAUGGUGCACGAUUGUUCGAUGAAUCAAAUUUUACACGCUACAGAAACCAACAAAAUUCAAGCAACAGAAGUGGAACAAAACCCACAGCUCUGUCGCUCAACCUUUUGCAGAAUCGCAGUGGGGGUAGCGCAUUUUCAGAAUCGUUUCCCAUGCCAAGAUACGGGAGACAAUCGUCAGAACAAAUUGCUCCAACGAGCAAUGUGCGACGGGCUUCAGACUUACAAAGUAAAAGUACAAACUAUAAAGUUGAUGAAAGAAAAAUGAGUUAUGAUCUUGUAUCUAGUACGAAAAAUAGUGUAGAUUACGGAAAAUCCACCCAAAGCCAUGUGCGGCGUUCACACAACAGCACUCCCUCACGAGGAAAUAUUCAAAGGGUUUAUCCAUCAGAUCGCGCUGGUGAGUUUUUCCCUGCACAUGCUACAAAAUCUGCUUUCUCUCGGCCACGGCAGCAAAGAAGCAGUGGUGAAACUGACAUUGAUAAAACACAAGGCCCCACAGUCUUGAGGUCACAUAGUGACACGGCUGUGCAAGAUGGAAGAUACACUAGUAAAAUCAACUCCGAUAGUCGCGCCGAGAUUUCGCCUAGUUUGAGCAAGAUUACCGAGCUUCAAAGAUCCCAUCCGCCAACUUAUCGUGAAGCGAUGAGUCGCAAAAAACUUUUUGAACAGACAAUGGAGCCGAGUAAUCAUGCAUUAUUGAUUAAAGUGGACAAGAAAAGUAACCAAAUGUCGACAGAUCAGAACGAUAACUUAAUGUCAAACGGACCAAAUGAAAUUAUUAUUGGGAAACAAUUAUCUAAGUCGCAACCUGGUUUUAGAAAGCAACUUUACAAAAACCCUCCAGUGAGGAGUUACAGUGCAGAUAAAUUCUCAGCACGCUACGAGGGUGGAAUUUUAUACCAUGAAUCUGAUUCAGAGUCCAGCGAAAGUGGAACCAUCAGUGCAGAGGACUUGCGUAUGGCUGAUGCAUCUUGGGAUAGAAAUGGACUGCAGGCUCCACAUGUCCAUCGGAGCGGUAGUGAUCGUGUCAUAAAAGAUAUUGUUGAGGAAGAGAGGAAAGCUGUUUUUUUGCACAGGAGUUAUAGUGACUCUGCAGGAGACAAAGACUUGCCUGAUCUGGUAUCAGACCGUAAAAACAAAGAUACAGAAACUCCACAGGUUGUGUCUUCCUUGUUUUACGGACAGGAGGGUGUCUUUGACUCAACAAAAACAAAGGGCGUUAAUAACACUUUGCAGCAGUCUAGCUCAAGCCAUUUUUAUCCUGUUCAACGAAACCCUAAUAGGCUGAGUUCAAACAGUUCCACUUAUUCCACGGACUCUGGACUGAGCCCGCAGACAAAAUACUUCCCAAAAAAAACUGAUUAUCGUGGAAGUAGUAACCCUAUAAACGGGAUCCAUGUUAGUAAAGAUGGAAGCAAAGAUUCCUCCUUACAUGCACGGCAGGGUUUUAAGUCCCGGCAACAAGGAAGCACAGACUCUGGUAGCUACAUGGAAGACUUUGGUAACUGUGUGUUCACCGAAGAAUCUUAUGUGUAGAUUUUAUUAAUUGGUUGUUGGAAAUUCAUUGUUGUCUAUCAGUAAAAUGAUUGGCCACUGAUGAAACUAGUUGAAGGAUCGAACUACCUCAAUAUUGGGCGGUUAUUUUUGAUUUUUGCUUAUUGACUGAAAUGUUAUGAUUUUAUUCAUUUAUAUGUAUUUAAAAAUCGAACUACUUGAACAUGUAUUCAGUAAUUUAGGUAAAUACAUGAAUAUGACUUCUAAGGUGCUAAUAUGCAAAACUAUUCUACUUAAUUUUUGUAUGCAUAGGACAUUAAUUACUAAAUAAAGUAGAAAGCAUUGAAUGAUUUGCUAUCAUGUGAUAUGAAGCGGCGAAUAUGAUGAUUAAUCAAUGACACAACUAAUGUGAUCACAUGAUUAUUCUCAAUGAUUGAUUAUCACUAAUGAUUAUGUG